Molecule: messenger RNA, 356 nt
Organism: Eimeria maxima
Lineage: Eukaryota; Apicomplexa; Conoidasida; Eucoccidiorida; Eimeriidae
Product: SAG family member
Exons: 3
Source: RefSeq, a predicted model, not a curated record
AUGUGGCACAAAGUUGAGGAAAACUUUAAGCUGAAGCCCACGAUUGCGGUUCUCGAUGCUGAACUACAAGAAUACUUGGAUGAGGUCAAUGACGUACGUGAGGCCGACGGACUAAACCUUCCGAAAUUCACUGCUGCAUUGGGGAACAAGAGCAUGCGGCUGACAGAAUCAACCCCUUCUUCCACCGCGUAUGAGGAUGUGUUGUAUAAUCUGACAUGCGCUGAGAUUGAUGCUUCAUCAAUAAACCCAAUAGUUAAAGAGGAAUACACUAUCAUUUACGCUGUCAAAAACGGUAAAACUCCCCCAACAGACGACGAAGCUGUCGCCUUCUGGAAAACUGGAUAUACUAUGCUUGG